Nezara viridula (southern green stink bug) is the source of this 501-nucleotide messenger RNA. NCBI's taxonomy places the organism in Eukaryota, Metazoa, Arthropoda, Insecta, Hemiptera, Pentatomidae. The record is from the annotation of a GenBank genome assembly.
AUGAUGGAGCCGCUAGCCACCGAUGAACUACCUGCCCUCUGCCGGCUGUGGCUUUCGACCCCUCUCCCCCUCCCCCUCUUAGGUUCCGAAUUCGAAUACGAACUAAAGGAAAUGGAUAACUGGAGAUUAACUCGGUUGAUUAAUUCAAUCAGGAUUUGGAGAUCUGGACUUCUGAAAGAUGAGUUCCAUCCGUUCAUCGAGGCUCUGCUGCCGCACGUGAAGUCCUUCUCCUACACUUGGUUCAAUCUGCAGGCGGCGAAGAGGAAGUACUUCAAAAAGCACGAGAAGAGGAUGUCACUGGAAGAAGAGAGGCGUUGCAAAGAAGAGCUUAUGGAAGAAGUUGGGAGAGAUGCUGCCUUGGAGGAGUCAAGUGGCCGACUGGCUGUGGUAUCGAUUGUGCCAGUGGCAGGGUCGGCAGCGCGGCGCCGCUCGGGGGCGGGACAGGUAGCUACCGCCCCUCGACCGCCUUCAAAGGUUAAUCCGCCGCCUAGCCUUGAUUAA